GUUCCGCUGGGCCGCCCGCUGCCUGCCCGCCCCGCCGCCAUGCCGAUCAACAAGCCUGAGAAGCUGGACAAGCCAGAGAGCUGUGAUAAUGUCAAGGUGGUGGUUCGGUGCCGGCCUCUCAACGAGCGAGAGAAAACGAUGGGCUACAAAAUGGCAGUGCACGUGGAUGAAAUGAGAGGAACUAUAACUGUUCAUAAAACAGACUCGUCCAACGAGCCUCCGAAGACGUUCACGUUUGACACAGUGUUUGGACCAGAGAGCAAACAGCUGGAUGUCUAUAAUUUAACAGCAAGACCUAUUAUUGACUCUGUCCUUGAAGGAUACAAUGGUACUAUUUUUGCAUAUGGGCAGACUGGAACAGGCAAAACUUUCACCAUGGAAGGGGUCCGAGCCAUUCCUGAGCUUAGAGGCAUCAUCCCCAAUUCCUUUGCCCAUAUAUUUGGUCACAUUGCCAAGGCAGAGGGGGAUACAAGGUUUUUAGUUCGUGUGUCUUACCUGGAAAUUUACAAUGAGGAAGUGCGGGACCUGCUAGGAAAAGACCAGACCCAGAGAUUAGAGGUUAAAGAGAGACCUGAUGUGGGAGUUUAUAUCAAAGACCUUUCAGCUUAUGUCGUAAACAAUGCAGAUGAUAUGGACAGAAUCAUGACUCUGGGCCACAAGAACCGUUCUGUGGGUGCCACGAACAUGAACGAGCACAGCUCCCGCUCACACGCCAUCUUCACCAUCACCAUCGAGUGCAGUGAGAAGGGGGUGGAUGGGAACAUGCACGUGCGCAUGGGCAAGCUGCACCUCGUGGACCUUGCUGGCUCUGAAAGACAGGCAAAGACUGGAGCCACAGGGCAGCGGCUGAAGGAAGCUACCAAGAUCAACCUGUCUCUUUCCACCCUGGGGAACGUGAUCUCUGCCCUGGUGGAUGGCAAGAGCACCCACGUGCCCUACCGCAACUCCAAGCUCACUCGGCUCCUCCAGGAUUCCCUGGGGGGCAACUCCAAGACCAUGAUGUGUGCUAACAUCGGUCCCGCCGACUACAACUACGACGAGACCAUCAGCACGCUGCGCUACGCCAACCGCGCCAAGAACAUCAAGAACAAGGCCCGGAUCAACGAGGACCCCAAGGACGCGCUGCUCCGCCAGUUCCAGAAGGAGAUCGAGGAGCUGAAGAAGAAGCUGGAGGAAGGAGAAGAGAUCUCUGGUUCUGAGAGCAGUGAUUCUGAAGAGGAGGAUGAAGAUGACGACGGGGAGGUUGGAGAAGAUGGGGAGAAGCGGCGGAAGCGGCGGGGCAGUAGCAGCAGCAGUAGUUCAGACUCCACAUGCUCUGUCAUAGAGAAACCUCUGGAUAAGUCCUUCACUAAUCAAGCAGGCAAGAAGAAAGUUUCCCCUGAUAAGAUGAUAGAGAUGCAAGCAAAGAUUGAAGAGGAGAGAAAAGCUCUUGAAACUAAGCUUGAUAUGGAAGAAGAAGAAAGAAAUAAAGCCAGAGCUGAACUGGAGAAGAGAGAAAAAGACUUGCUUAAAGCUCAACAAGAGCACCAGUCCCUCUUGGAGAAACUGUCUGCGCUGGAGAAGAAGGUGAUUGUCGGAGGAGUGGAUCUGCUGGCAAAAGCAGAGGAGCAAGAGAAGCUUCUAGAAGAAUCAAACAUGGAACUGGAAGAACGGAGGAAGAGAGCAGAGCAGCUUCGCAAGGAGCUGGAGGAGAAGGAGCAAGAACGCUUGGACAUCGAGGAGAAGUACACCAGCCUCCAGGAGGAAGCACAGGGGAAAACCAAAAAGCUGAAGAAAGUUUGGACCAUGCUUAUGGCUGCAAAAUCAGAGAUGGCAGAUCUGCAGCAGGAGCAUCAGAGGGAGAUUGAAGGAUUGCUGGAGAAUAUUCGACAGCUGAGCAGGGAGCUCCGUCUCCAGAUGCUCAUCAUAGACAACUUCAUUCCUCAGGACUACCAGGAAAUGAUUGAAAACUAUGUCCACUGGAAUGAAGACAUAGGAGAAUGGCAGCUGAAAUGUGUUGCAUACACGGGAAACAACAUGAGGAAGCAGACACCUGUCUUGGAUAAAAAGGAAAAAGAUCCCUUUGAAGUGGACCUUUCCCAUGUUUACUUGGCUUACACUGAAGAAAGCUUGAGGCAAUCUCUGAUGAAGCUGGAGAGGCCAAGAACUUCAAAAGGAAGAUCCAGGCCCAAGACGGGUAGAAGAAAACGUUCAGCAAAGCCAGGAGCCGUCAUUGACUCUCUGCUGCAGUAGGUGUGACCUGUGCAGAAUUGCCCUAAAAAUCAGUGAGUCUGUAAGAUUUGGCCAGAAUCUGGAAUUCAAGAGAUGACACAGUUUGAUAUGGCUAUAAAAUCCAUGCCGUGCUGGUAUGGAGUUUUAUUUUACAACAAUGUAUUUUUCCUUAGUUGCCUGUAUUUUGUAUGUUAUAUUAACAUAAUAUUAAACUGGUAUAUAUGAUGGUUGUGAAAUUCCAUGUGUUAAACAUGUUGUGCAGGGAAGUUGUUGCUGGCAAUCCGUGUUGAAAUGUAUAGAAAACAAGGGUUCUGUGUGUGUUUUAAGUGCUAGGCAUGUUAGGUCAAAAUGAUUGAAAUCCUAAAGUUGAAGGCUGGUCAGUCUGGUUUCUGCCCUGCCCUGCACACAGCUGGCAGCUCUCACUGCUCUCCCCUGCUGCACUGCUGGCUGUGAGUGUGCUCACUGCAAACCUGGAAGAGCAUCAGACCCUUUUAUUUGAAUAUUCCUCACUCUGGCUGUUUAACCUGUCGUGUACCAAAUACACAGUCCUCUUCCCUCCAUUUGCUGUCUUGCUGUACAGAGAAAGCAGCUGGGUUGGGGAAAUGUGAGCUGCAAAAGUCUGAGGCUGCUGGGAAGGGACCGUGCUGGGUUGAGGUGCAUCAGGCCUCAGUGUGCCCAUGUAGUGCUGCUAGUUUUGUUUGCUUGGGACCUGCUGGCACUGUGGAGAGGGAGGCUUUUGAUGCAAAGGCAAAAGUUUGUUUUUCCCCCUCCUUUUAAGGCUGUGCUGCAGCAUUGCUUUGGCUGCUUUUUGUGCUUUUGAGCUGGAAUUUUUAAAAUGUAGGAAUUGUUUUGUAAUCUGAAUAGCAGAGAUUAUUGAAAGGAGUGCCAGAACACUAAGACUUGGCUUCAGCCUUGGGUCUGGGAGCAUUAUGACCCUGUUUUCCCAUCCCUGGCUGCAAGGGCACUGGAGCAGUGCUCUAAACUGAGGGUAAAUUUGAUUCUCCUAUAUUAAAACAGGCAUAAAUUGCCCAGUUUUCCCAGAACAGUAACAUCCUCUGCAAUGGCUGAUGCUGUUGGUGUUGCUGGAUCAUCUUGGGUUUCUGGCUGUGCUCCAGGAGGAAAAAAAUUCUGGUCUCUGAUGAUAACCAUUGAUUUAUGGUGGCUACUCUUUUUCUUUGAUAUUUAUGCUGCUAAUAGACACACAUCACUUUAACACGUUGCUUUUGUGUCACAAAAUGCAUCUCCUUUGCACUCUGUGUGCUUUGUAAUCCAUGCUGGAGCACCUCAGCUCCUGUGCCAGGGGCUGGGAGCAGCUGCCACUUGAUGUGACUUUCCUGCUACUGAGAGGUUUAAAAAGCUGUGGUUAGUAGCAGGAGAGGUGGAGUCUUUAAGUGUGACAGAAGAAGUAAGACAGCUCUUUAGGUGUCCUGAGUUCUUGCUGGUCGCCACGUUUGCAGUUCCCAGAGUGUUCUUGUGAAGCACUUAGAGUAAGUAGUUAAAGGUCUUGAUGUCAUGAUGCUUAACUGGAUGUACCUUGUGACUCUGUAGCAGGUCUGGAGUAGGAUCUGUGCUGGUUAAAACUGGGCUUGUGAGGGCAUCUUUUCCUUGUGAGAUGCAUUCAGUGCUGUUCUUAGUGAGCUGGAAGCUUUUCCCUGUUUUCACAUGUGUUUUUCAAUAUCGUGACCUAGAAGAACAUCCUGCCCUCUGUUUUUGGGGGAGGAGUGUCACUUAAGUUUAUACAAGACACAGAUACAAACACUGGCAUUUGUUUCCUUUAGCCUAGCAGUUGGAGAGGUAAAUACUCAAAAUGUUUGUCCAAUCUAAGCUGUGGUUGGUUUUGCUCCUGAAGAGCUCACCUGACAUUGAGUGUGCUUGGAUGGAGUUGGAUUAUCUCAUGUUACAUCCAACACAACAGCCUGAAAGUGGCUGAAAUGCUGCUUUGUCCUAAGCUUCAUCUCAGCUCUCAAUCUGAGCAGACAGACUCAUGGUUUUGGCCUGUUCUUGUUCCACAACCAGGGAGAACUGUUUGUAUUUCUCUUUUCUGUUCCUUCUUGCUGUGCCAAGGUUUGUUGAAUGAUCUGUUUUUAAGGGAGUUUCUCCUGAACUGUGCUUUCCAAAAGACAUUGAAAAUUCUUGCACCUGACAGACAUCAGUGGCUUAAAGGUACCACUGUGAAUGCUGACACUGCAGAUUAAAUAUUUAAACCUUAACUAUAAAAGCAUAUGCUUUACUAUUUAACUAAUGUUACAGUCUUGCUGCUGAGAACAAUAGUACACUAUAUAUUUAACUGAGCCUUGGGGCAGAGAGAACAUAAAUAAUAAAUAAUUGCUUGCACAUCUUUGUAAUUGGCAGAUUGGAGGAGCAGGCUGCAGUCUCCUGUUACAGGGGCUUGGAGGACAAAUUAUCUGCUCUUAUGAGAGGACUUAAAGUGGAAUAUUAUCAUUGUCAUGAAGAUCUGUCAGCUUGUCUUACCUUUUAACUGGUGUGUGUUGUUGAAGUUCUGGGAACUUGUAAGCCCAGGGAGUGUGAUGUGCAGGUUUACCUGCCCUGUCUGUGGCCCUGGACAACCUGAGAAUGUCUCGUGGGUCCAUGACAUGUUUCCAUAAGGAAAGGGUUUGGUUUGUGUGGGGUUUUUCUUAAGAGCUUAGUGCAGCCAUUCUCAUCCCAGGUCAGUACAUGCUCUAUAGUAUUUAUCAGAAGUCAUAUAUUGUGUGUGCUCAUCUUUGCAUCCUGAUGCCAGGAGGUUCCCCUCAUUCCAGAAUGAGGCUUUUGACACGUUGUUGUUUAAUGUUGUGUGAAUGGAUUAUUUCAUAUUUAACUUGUUCCUGAUCCUUUCUUUAAGAGGAGGGGAAAAUGGUCCUUAGUGCCUUCACAGGUGACACUGUCUGCACAUGUCCAGCUUUCACCUUUCUCAACAGCCCUGCUUAGCCAGCCCUGUAUAUAGGAGAAACUGCUAGUCCAUCUGUAUCAUUUGUCUUCCUAUUUAUUGGUUUUCUGACUUGUUAUUUCUUAUUAUUCUUUGUUCUGUGAUUUAAACUUUAUUAAUUACACUGUAAAUAUCAGUAUUUUGUCCCUGGAGCAUGUUCAUACCAUGAAAUAAAAUUCUUGACUCCUA
Molecule: messenger RNA, 5326 nt
Organism: Apus apus (common swift)
Lineage: Eukaryota; Metazoa; Chordata; Aves; Apodiformes; Apodidae
Gene: KIF3A
Product: kinesin family member 3A
Exons: 19
Coding region: 40-2232 (730 amino acids)
Biological process (GO): microtubule-based movement
Molecular function (GO): ATP binding; microtubule binding; microtubule motor activity
Source: RefSeq, a predicted model, not a curated record